UCAGCAUCACAUUUUACACUGUGCUCUGUACCCUUCAUCCGCUGAGAAAAUGGUAGAUGCUUUCUGUGCCACCUGGAAACUGGUAGACAGCCAGAACUUUGAUGAGUACAUGAAAUCACUGGGAGUUGGCUUUGCGACCAGGCAGGUAGGAAACGUGACUAAGCCAACGGUCAUCAUUAGCCAAGAAGGUGACAAAGUGGUGAUUAGGACUCAGAGCACAUUCAAGAAUACAGAGAUCAGCUUCAAGCUGGGAGAGGAGUUUGAUGAAGCCACUGCUGAUGACAGGAACUGCAAGUCCACUGUAACCCUGGAAGGCGAUAAAAUAGUCCAUGUACAGAAGUGGGAUGGCAAAGAGACUAAGUUUGUAAGAGAAAUAAAGGAUGGCAAAAUGGUUAUGACUCUAACCUUUGGUGACAUUGUUUCUGUUCGUCAAUAUGAGAAGGCAUAGACAUUGGA
Messenger RNA from Bufo bufo (common toad), 456 nucleotides. It is a transcript of the gene FABP7, whose product is annotated as fatty acid binding protein 7. The record is from RefSeq and is a predicted model, not a curated record. Gene Ontology annotation, cellular component: nucleus; cytosol. Gene Ontology annotation, molecular function: fatty acid binding. Gene Ontology annotation, biological process: fatty acid transport. The transcript has 4 exons. NCBI's taxonomy places the organism in Eukaryota, Metazoa, Chordata, Amphibia, Anura, Bufonidae. Bases 50 to 448 code for a protein of 132 amino acids.